Conger conger (European conger) is the source of this 1893-nucleotide messenger RNA. It is a transcript of the gene ddost, whose product is annotated as dolichyl-diphosphooligosaccharide--protein glycosyltransferase subunit (non-catalytic). The transcript is spliced from 11 exons. The record is from RefSeq and is a predicted model, not a curated record. Lineage: Eukaryota; Metazoa; Chordata; Actinopteri; Anguilliformes; Congridae. Gene Ontology annotation, cellular component: endoplasmic reticulum membrane; oligosaccharyltransferase complex. The coding region runs from base 37 to 1404 and encodes 455 amino acids.
GACGCUUAUAGCGCUGACGUCGCUCUGAUAGGAAAGAUGGCGGUGGAAGGAGUGUGUUCGAAGGCUCGGUCCCAGUUUACUAGACAGGCUCUCAUUAGACCUGAAAACAGUCUUUUCAUGUUUCUCUUGGUGCUUUUAGGCACGCUGCAUACUGUACUGGCCGAUGGAAAGACGCUAGUUUUGUUGGACAACCUGAACAUCAAAGAUACCCAUUCAAUUUUUUUCCGCAGUUUAACCGAUCGUGGAUUCGACUUAACAUUUAAGACUGCUGACGACCCUGGUCUCUCGCUAAUCAAAUACGGCCAGUUUUUGUACGAUCACCUUAUCAUUUUCUCUCCAUCCGUGGAAGAUUUCGGGGGCAACAUCAAUGUGGAAACAAUCACUGCUUUCAUUGAUGGAGGGGGAAACGUUCUUGUUGCUGCCAGUUCAGAUAUUGGUGACCCCCUCAGAGAACUUGGCAGCGAGUGUGGGAUUGAGUUUGAUGAGGAGAAAACUGCAGUAAUUGACCACCACAACUACGAUGUGUCAGAUCCAGGCGAGCACACGCUGAUUGUUGCAGACCCAGAGAACUUGCUGAAAGCUCCCACCAUUGUUGGCAAGCCAACUGGAAAGCCCAUUCUCUUUAAGGGUGUUGGUAUGGUGGCAGACCCUGAUAACCCUCUGGUCCUGGACAUCCUGACUGGUUCCUCUACUUCUUACUCCUUUUUCCCUGACCGGGCCAUCACACAGUACCCCCAUGCAGUAGGGAAAAACACACUGCUGAUCGCUGGCCUCCAGGCCAGGAACAACGCAAGGGUGGUGUUCAGUGGAUCCCUGCACUUCUUCAGCGAUGCCUUCUUUAACUCCCCUGUCCAGAAGGCUACAGCUGGAUCUCAGAGGCACGAGCAGACUGGUAACCGGGAGCUGGCCGAGGCACUAUCUCGCUGGGCGUUUAAGGAGGAGGGAGUUCUCCGCGUCGGGGCUGUGGCUCAUCACCCGGUCGAUGAAAGCACACCCCCUGCUGCCUACACCAUCAUGGACCUCGUGGAGUACAGCAUUGUAAUCGAGCAGCUGUCAGAGGGCCAGUGGGUUCCCUUUGACGGAGACGACAUCCAGCUGGAGUUUGUCAGGAUUGACCCAUUCGUCCGGACUUACCUCAAAAAGAAUGGUGGAAAGUACAGCGUUCAGUUUAAGCUGCCUGAUGUGUACGGAGUGUUCCAGUUCAAGGUCGACUACAACAGGCUAGGAUACACACACCUGUACUCUUCUACCCAGGUGUCUGUGCGUCCCCUGCAGCACACGCAGUACGAACGCUUCAUCCCCUCUGCCUUCCCGUACUACGCCAGCGUCUUCUCCAUGAUGGGCGGCCUCUUCAUCUUCAGCAUAGUCUUCCUCCACAUGAAGGAAAAGGAGAAGUCUGAGUAGGGGGGGAGGGGGUGGCAGGGCAGGCUGAGGAAAUGAGUAGGGGGAGAGAGGCGUAUGGUCAUGGUGACGUAUACGGUUGGAGGGUGAGUGCGGCACAAAGGAAGUGGGGGAAGACUGAAAAGGAGAUUCUGCUGGCAGUCAAGAGGAACAGAGAAUUCGAAUCACUUAUUCUGAGAAAUUGCUUGAUUUUAGGUGGGGUGGAGGAAGAAUAGGGAGGGGGUAUUUAAAUAAUUUCCUUCUUUUUGAUUCAGUUUUUGAAAUGUCAGUUAAAUUAAAGCCAAGGCCUGAGGGGAAAAAAAAUGCACUGUUAUUUUUGUAUCAUCUUAAUAUUUCUGUGGUGAUUUGGAGAUCUUUUUAAACAAGAUCAGGGUGUAUCAUGUUUGCUCAUGUCAAUAUUGUUUUGUUUUUUUGUUUUUUUAAUGCCCUCAUUUUUUUUUUUACCCAGAAAAAUGCACAAUAAAAUGUUGACAUUCCCCUCCACCCAGAAAA